Messenger RNA from Poeciliopsis prolifica (blackstripe livebearer), 1435 nucleotides. RefSeq names its product succinate dehydrogenase complex assembly factor 3 (gene sdhaf3). NCBI's taxonomy places the organism in Eukaryota, Metazoa, Chordata, Actinopteri, Cyprinodontiformes, Poeciliidae. Gene Ontology annotation, biological process: succinate metabolic process; mitochondrial respiratory chain complex II assembly. The transcript is spliced from 2 exons. The coding region runs from base 120 to 491 and encodes 123 amino acids. The record is from RefSeq and is a predicted model, not a curated record. Gene Ontology annotation, cellular component: mitochondrion; mitochondrial intermembrane space.
AAGAAAACUUCCGGAAUAAACAAUAACUUGGCUAAGUGUCCUUGUAAAGGCAGUUGUGUGUGGUUGAUGUGUCAGCUUCAAACGUUUAGAAAACACUGGGGUCGGUUCAGUUCGGUUCGAUGGCGGCGUCUGCUCACGUCUCCACUAUUCGCUCCCUGUUCAAGAGGAUCCUGGUCCUGCACCGCUUCCUGCCCGUCCACUUGAGGGCCCUGGGAGAUCAGUACGUGAAGGAAGAGUUCAGGAGACACAAGAGCGCAGCUCCAGAGGAGGUGAAGAGCUUCCUGACGGAGUGGGAGAACUACAAGAACACCCUGCAGGCCCAAGUUCUGGAAUCAGCAGGAAGGCAGCGAGGCACUGUGAUGUUCGGGGCUGACCUGCCUGACGAGACUCUCAGUCAGUUCCAGGAUGAACAAAUUGGCCAGUUGUACGAACUCAUGCUGGAGUCCACCAAACCCAACAAACAGUUCGAUAUCCAUGAGGACAGCCGAUGAAGAAGAGGAGCACAGAGAAUGGAUUAACAGAACAUGCUCAUUCUGAUUAACUCAUAAUGUUAGUAUAAUAACUCUACUGACUGACAUGUAGACUAGACUCUGAGCCCAAGCAGAGGCUCUUAAUGGUGCUCAAGUGCUGUGUAAUGGUUCUGUUUCUUUGCUGAGCCCAUUUACUGUCAAAAUAAAAAGGUUCCUUGUUAGAAUCAGUAUGUUUCUUAUCUUUCUUACAUUAGUAGUUUAUAUUAUUAGUAGUUUUUUAUUUAAAGUUCAGUUUAAUGUUCUCACCCCAGAGAGGAGGAAUUUGUUAAAGUGUAUGGAAGACAUGACUAACUUUUCUUUAACCUUGAGCGUGUUUUUGCAGGUGGUGUCUUAAUCCUCUUUAAGAGAACUUUCUGAGAUACUCCUUAGGCGUAAAACUGUCUAUGUGUAGAAUUGUUAGGUAAAUUGUAUAUAUUAUCAAAUAUUUGUUGCUUCAUGUACCUUUAUAAUGUCCUUGCCUUAUAUGCUUUUAUUUUGUUUCAUCUUAGCAUUAAGAAUGUUUCUGAUUCCUUUCUCAGAAGGCCUCUCUGAAAAAGAGCAGUGACAACAGCUUUCUGCAGGGAUUAUCGCUCAACAGAAAGUUCUGCCUCCUUGACCUGCUAGAUAGCUAUAAAAAUAUCACCGUGAAGAUGUACAACUUGCUCUGUUCAGCCCUGUGUCUGGAAUGAGAUAAUCUAGUACAAAAUACCUUGUGUUUUAGUUAGUGAUUGUCAGUGACGCUGCAGCUAUGUGAUAAAGUGUUAACGCCUUCCUUUUAGACUUGCAGUGUUCUUUGUGGUUAGGGAUCCUGAAAGUAAUAAAAAGAGGGGCAGACAAAUGUAGUUUCAGAGCAGUAGGAGAUUUGUAACUGAAAGCACAUCUCUGUCUGUUCUCCUUGCGAGUUGAUAAAGAAUCUAACUCUCGUC